Molecule: messenger RNA, 4744 nt
Organism: Rhizophagus irregularis DAOM 181602=DAOM 197198
Lineage: Eukaryota; Fungi; Glomeromycota; Glomeromycetes; Glomerales; Glomeraceae
Source: RefSeq, a predicted model, not a curated record
UUUCUCAAUGUCUUUUACCCUUUCAAGAUCAAAUAAGGAAGAAGUUAAAGUCAAUCAAAGAUGUUUGGUCGACAAAAUUUUGGCUCGUUAUUCUAGUGAAUUCGUGAUAUAUCGAGAAUUAUUACAAAAUUCCGAUGACGCUAAAUCAACUAUGAUCAAGAUUUAUUUUAAAACUAAAGAUCCAAACACAAAUACAAAUAUACUACGGGAUGAAAUUGUAACAAUUUUAUUCAAAAAUGAUGGAGACCAUUUUAAACCCCAAGAUUGGAAUAGGAUCAAGGAAAUCGCUGUAGGAAAUCCUGGUGAUCAAAAAAUAGGAGCUUUUGGCGUCGGUUUUUAUUCAGUGUUUUCGGUUUGUGAUGAGCCAUCUGUAAUGUCUGGUGGACAAGGAAUGAAGUUUGUUUGGGAGAACAAUCAAUUAACUACGGAACAUGGUGAAAUUGACAAAGAUGGUGAAACCGUCGACGAAGAUCAAAAGUGGACAACGUUCACAAUGCACUUGAGAAAGCCUGAAAAAUUUCCAAAUGUUGAAGAAUUUACGCGAUUCUUUUCUAAUUCAUUAGGAUUUACGAACAAUAUUAAAGAAAUAAUCGUAUACUUUAAUGAUACACAAGUAAUAAAAUUAUCAAGGGAAUCGCAAGGUCAAAAAUCGAUAGAUAUUAAUUCAGAAUUUAAUACCUAUUCUCCAAAUAAGACGUUUAAGCUUAAAUCAUUAGAUAUUAGAGAUAUUCGAAUGAACGUCGAGAGAUUACUGGUCCAAAAAGAAAAUUCAGAGCAGCAAUCACUAAUCAAUGAUUAUCAAAUAGAAGAUACUUUCAUAGUUCUCAAAAUUGCUGAUGGAAAUUUGGAAAUCACAGUUGAUGAAGAGUUUUCUGAAGAAAUGAAACGAAUUACCAAAAAGGACCUACCAAAAUAUACACCUAUAUACUUGAUGUUUACUGAAUUUGAUGGAGAUUAUAAUAAAAAUAUUUCUUCAAUUUUUAAAAAUUUACUUCCAUAUCCGAAACAAGGUAGAUUAUACAUUGGUUUUCAAACCCAACAAACAAUAGGAUGUUUCUCAAAUUUGUCAGCUCAUGUAAUUCCCAGUGUAGAACGCGAGUCAAUCGAUUUAGUAAACAAACCUUUGAAGGAGUUUAAUGAGGGAAUAUUAUAUUUAGCAGGAGUAUUGUGUAGAAUUUUAUAUGAGAAUGAAAUGAAUAAAAUAAAAAUGGAUCUUAAUGUCGAAAAUAUAGAACAUCUUGAAAAACGUGCAGCACAUGUUCUAGGACAUUUCACGUUUAAUGAAAGUACGCCAAAAGAAUCUGUUGGUAUAAUCAUCGAAAAACAAUUUUUUGAUUGUUUGAACCAAAAUUUGCCGAUUCUAUCAACACAAGGGAUCCUUCCGAUAUCUGAUGUUCGAAUUCCUGAUCCAAAAACGGAAGCAUUCAUUAAAAAAGUUCCGAUUGUUCCAAAAAUUAUAUUAGAACACUGUGAGCCUUUUUUCAAAAAAGCGAAGGAUAUGAGACUUAUAGAAGUAUUAUCUUUUCAAGAUGUUUUACGUGAAUUGAGAAGUCGAUCGUUAUCUGAAAAAACUGAAAUAAUUGCACUUUUGAAGUGGUGGAUAUCUCAUAGGUCAGAGAGUAAUAAUACUAAUUCGGAUGAAUUUACGCAAUUUAUGCAAUCGGCUAUCGUUUGCAUUAGAGAUAAACCUCAAGCCUUGAAUACGAUUCAAUAUGCUUUUGGUUCGAGAGAACAGAAUUCGCUAAAAAUCAACGACAAGAGUUUAAUUUUACCAGGUAUAGAAAUUCCAAUUCCUGAUGACGUUUUGCCACAUAAUAUUUCCGAAAAUUUUGAAAAUCCUGAGAUGGAAAAAUAUUUUCAAUGGGAUGAGUUACCUUUGAUUCAUUGGGCAAGAUUUAUUGUUGACCUCCCUGAAUUAGAAAUUAAUCCUACUUUUGCAGAAACGGUUCAUAUUACUUUAGCAGCGGGUCUACAAAAUCUAGAUAUUUCCGAAAAUGAUAAGAAUAUAAUUCGUGGGUUAUUUAUCUGCAAGAAAUGCAUUCCAACAACAUGUGGCAUGAAAAACCCUGAUGAUGCUUAUUUACAGGAUGUUGAUGCAUCUAAUUUAUUCUCUGACCUACCGAAAAUCCAAUUUCAAAAAUUCUUUGAUUCCAAAGAUUUAAUGUUACUUCUCGGUGUUAAUAAAGUUAUCAAAGUGGAUCGUAUCAUUGAUUAUGCUUCAAGUGGAGUAAAUUAUAAUCAUAUGCAACUCGCAAAAUAUCUUAGUUCAAAAUUAAAUAAUUUCAAUAAAAGUGAAUGGGAUAGAUUAAAGGACGCAAAAAUAUGGCCCAAAUAUAAUUCAAAUGAUCAACAUUUUAUCGCGAGGGAAUUAUUCGUACCGCUAGACUUAUAUCGUGAAUUUCUUUUACCUACUAUUGAAUGGACAGAAAAAUGGGAUCUUAACACUGGAGAAGCAAAGUUCUUAAUUAAUUUGGGAUUACAACAAUAUCCAACCCUUUCAGAGAUUCUCAAGUUGUCUGCACCACCGACUGAAAAGGAAAUUCGCAAUAAAGCUUUAAAAUCUUUUAUUGAUAAUUUUGAGAAAUAUUCUCAUGAGUAUGAUCCUGCUACAAUAGCCAUUGAAUUCCUACCUUGUUUCAAGCCAGAUGUAUAUGCUAAACCAUCGGAAUGUUUUAUCAAUUUUGAUUGCGCAAAAAUGGGAUUUAAUGUUAUAGAAAGAGUUUAUAAAGAUCAAGCUGAAAAGCUCGGUGUAAAUCAACAUCCUGAUAAUGAAAGGCUCAUUAAACAGCUAACUGAGAAUAGACCAAAAUCUGAAGUUGAAGCAAAAGACAUUUUUGAAUAUUUAGAAACACGGCAGGAUACAUUUACAAACUCACAGUUGAAUCUCUUAAGUGAAUCCGAGUUUAUUCCCAUUCGUAAUAAAGAGCAAAAUAUUAUUCAUAAAAGUCCAUAUAACUGUUUCUUUAAGGGACAAAAAGAAGUGGUAAAAAUUUUUGGCGAAUUCUUUUUAUUUAUAGACUUUGGGAAGAGCGCCAAUAAAUUUUUACAAAAAUGUGGUGUCAAAAAUGAACCACCUGCGGUAAAAAUCGCCGAGUUGCUAGUGAAAUCGUCACGUGAAGUUUGGGAGUCGGUUGGGAGAGAUACAGAAAAUUAUAAAUUUAUUUUACAAAAACUUGCUGAUGAUUUUAAUAAUAUAGAAGAAAAUCCGGAUUUAAUUACAAGGAUGAAGGCAGAGCCCAUUUUAUUAGGUGUGUCCGAAGGAAAAAAAUAUGACUUGGAUUCUGUUGAGAAUAUUUAUAUAAAUGAUGACGUAGUGUAUCUAGAAAUUUAUAAUGAACUAUCGAUGAUUCCGAAAGGUUACUCCAAAUUUCUUUAUGAAUGUUUGGGGUGUAAAUCAUUGAGUGAAUCUAUCAAGGAAAAAGUAGAAGUAUCAGGAAAUACUCAAGAAACAAAAGAAUCUCAAGAUUUACAAAAAAAAUUGGAUGAAAGAGCGUAUUUAUUCUAUUGUGAUUAUCCUAAAAAUUUCAUUAGAAGAAAUGAAGGAUGGCUUAAAAAACUCAAAGUAAAAGGGAUAGACAAAAUUGAAGCGAAAUAUUUUAUGAAAGCCAAAAAUAAUUACAAAAUACGGCCUGUAACUGCAUGUAUUCUUGAAGAUCAAGAAAAGUGUAUAUUUAAUUUUUAUAUUACAUUAAAACCAGAUUAUCUUGAUAUUUCAAAAUGUUUAGUCAUGUAUAUCUACAAAUCACGUAAAUCAAGGGAAAUUAAUUAUCUAGCUAUGAUGUUAAAGGCACCUCUUGAAGAUUUAAAGUAUUCUAAUAAUGAUGCUAAUCAAGAAAAUUCACAAUGUGGCGUUGAUAAAACAGAAUAUGACCCUCAAAUAGAUCAGAAUUCAACAAAUUAUGACUCUCAAUUAGAAGAUUUAUUUAAAUCAUUAAGAACAAUGUUUGAGGACUGCGAUCAUGAUUAUAUUUACCAUUGUUUGAAACAACAAGAAGAAGAUAAGUUAAUCAAUGUUGAAAAUCAUUUGAUGGAAGGAAAUUACCCAAAGAUUAAAAUCCCUGUUAAUCCUUACGAUCCACCAGUUACUAUAAAAGUUGGAAAGACCUUCAUGAAUGUAAUUCAAAUAUCCCAGCCCAGCUUGGGAAGCUAUCUGAAUGAAAACCAAACGAUUUAUUGUAAAAACAUUAAAGAUUAUUCACUAAAGUUUGAGAAAUUUUUGGAUGGUAUAGAGUUUCAUAUUCCAAAAGAUAUUGAUAAAUCUGAGAUAUUUUCAAGACAUCAAAAUUCAUUAAAUCAUUUUGCCAAAAUAAUAAAAGACCUUAUUGAAGUCUUUGAUUGCGCACCAAAAUUUAUUCGCAUUUUUUAUGACAAAUCCAAUUUAAUGGCAUUCAAUCAGGAUCGUGCACUAUUCUUUAAUUUCAAAAUUUACCUUGAUCUGUACAAAAUUGAACCUACAAUUGACGCGAUGACAUAUUGGUACAUGGUAAUUUGUCAUGAAUUAGCACACAAAUUUGUCAAUGAUCACAAUUCUGAACAUGAAUAUCAUCUCACAUCUCUUGCGACAAAAUAUAUGAAAAAUUUACUAAAAUUAAUGAAUAGAAAUAAAAUAAAUUUAGAUAUGAAGUAGUUUAAGUGUUUUUGAAUACAUACUGUAUAUUAUUUAUAUGUGCAUAAUGAAUAAUACUGUAAAAAUUCAACAAAAAAAUUUUUUCUAAUUAAUUAAAAUUCUUUCGAUCUUUUUCUU